CCGCGAAGAUGGCCGGGGAGAUGACGGUGCUGGGUUCUGCUAUUUUGACUCUUUUGUUAGCUGGAUACCUUGCCCAACAGUAUUUGCCCAUGCCCACACCAAAAGUAAUUGGACUUGAUCUUGGCACUACGUACUGUUCUGUUGGUGUGUUCCUUCCUGGCAUAGGACAGGUGAAAGUGAUUCCUGAUGAAAAUGGGCACAACAGCAUCCCAAGCAUAGUGUCUUUCACGGAGAAAGAUGUGCAUGUAGGAUAUGAUGGACUAGAGCUGGCUGAUUCGAACCCUCAGAACACUGUGUAUGAUGCCAAAAGAUUUAUAGGGAAGAUUUUCACUCCAGAGGAAUUGAGAUGGGAAAGCAGGAGAUACCCAUUUAAGAUUCUUAAUAAUAAAGGAGCUGCAGAAUUUUCCAUUGCAACAAAUGAGACAUAUAAUGUAACACCGGAAUAUAUUGGUUCUCAGCUGCUUCUUAAGUUGAAGAGGAUGUCAGAGGACUACCUUGGCAUGCCUGUUUCCAAGGCAGUAAUUUCAGUACCAGCAGAAUUUGAUGAAAGACAACGGAACUAUACAAUAAAGGCAGCUAGCCUUGCAGGACUGGAAAUCCUGAGGGUAAUUAAUGAACCCACAGCUGCAGCUAUGGCGUAUGGUCUCCACAAGGUGGAUGUAUCUAAUGUUCUGGUCGUGGAUUUGGGUGGAGGAACACUGGAUGUUUCUCUGCUGAACAAGCAAGGAGGGAUGUUUCUGACACGAGCUAUGGCAGGUAACAACAUGCUUGGAGGUCAGGACUUCAACCAGCGGCUGCUUCUCCACUUGUAUAAUGAAAUCCAUCAGAUGUAUGGUUCUGUGCCGACCAAAAAGGAAGAAAUACAUAGACUUAGACAAGCUGUAGAAGCUGUCAAACUGAACUUGACGAUUCACAAUUUUUCUACAAUUAGAGUACCUCUUACCAUGCCAGAGAAGAAGAACCAACAUGAACAUUUGCAGGAAGAGAACCAAGCGAAUAGCAAACAAGAUGAAGAUUUCACUGAAGAUGACCAUUCAGUGAAAGAUAAUAUGAGAGACAGCAAAACACAGAGCAGCACUUCAAAAAAAAUUCUCUUUGAAACACAAGUUUCCCGGAAACUGUUUGAGACAUUAAAUGAGGACCUUUUUGAGAAGAUCCUUGUGCCUAUUGAACAGGUAUUGAAAGAAGGACAUCUAGACAAGUCAGAAGUAGAUGAGAUUGUAUUAGUUGGAGGGUCUACCCGUAUUCCAAGGAUACGAAAAGUUAUUACAGAGUUCUUUGGAAAGGAACCCAACACCUCUGUUGACCCAGACCUAGCAGUAGUAAUAGGGGUGGCUAUCCAGGCAGGAAUUGUUGGGGGUUCCUGGCCUCUCCAAGUUAGUGCUGUAGAAAUCCCAAACAGGCAUUUACGAAAGACAAAUUUCAACUGAGUGUCAGUGUUCUUACAUUCUAUU
Messenger RNA from Euleptes europaea (tarantolino), 1454 nucleotides. RefSeq names its product heat shock protein family A (Hsp70) member 13 (gene HSPA13). Bases 9 to 1430 code for a protein of 473 amino acids. NCBI's taxonomy places the organism in Eukaryota, Metazoa, Chordata, Lepidosauria, Squamata, Sphaerodactylidae. Gene Ontology annotation, cellular component: cytosol; nucleus; plasma membrane. Gene Ontology annotation, biological process: protein refolding; cellular response to unfolded protein; vesicle-mediated transport. The transcript is spliced from 5 exons. Gene Ontology annotation, molecular function: heat shock protein binding; misfolded protein binding; ATP-dependent protein folding chaperone. The record is from RefSeq and is a predicted model, not a curated record.